This is a messenger RNA of Somion occarium, 1798 nucleotides long. Lineage: Eukaryota; Fungi; Basidiomycota; Agaricomycetes; Polyporales; Cerrenaceae. The record is from the annotation of a GenBank genome assembly.
GGGACGCGUCGCGUCGCGUUCGAUCAUCAACUCUUCAAAGCUUCGCGACCACCAAGCACCAUGGAUUCAGCCGACUUUUCUGAAUUCUCUAUCCCCUCACACGACUCUCGCAUUCUCUCAGAGUCUCUCGUCUUUCCCAGCUCAAGUUCUCGCUCAACGUCACAAGCCGACCCAGAUAAUUCUGACCUCUCUUUAUCCGAACUUUCUCUCGGUACUGGUCAUUUACAAUCGGGUGCACGGGAGAAAAGACCAUUUAGUUUACUUGCCAGACCUAUACAGGAUGAGAGUGCUGUCGUUGAUGAUGAUGAUGCCCAGGUGGAGGGGCAAGGCGAGGGACACGGAGCGGAAGGCGGAGAGAUGGAUGCUACAAUGACUCAAGAGGACAUCGAGAAUGCUAAACGGUUGGCCGCGAGGACCAGAGAAGAGAAAUUACAACAUGAUCUUUUCAUUCUCAAAAAACUCAACGCAGCCUUCGAAGUCUACAAAGACGCUUUACGCGAAACGAAAUCCGCCACUGAUCGAGUAUCAGAGCAAUUAACUCACACUAACGCCCUCCUUGACAAAUACACCACCAUCCUCCAUAGAUCCGAGAAAAUCACAAAACUUAUACUUGAUGAACGCUGGGAAGGCGCAGAAGGAGACGAAGCACAGCUCGAGCUUGAACGACAAGCUGAAUUUGAACGUCGACGGCGGGAAGAAGAGGAACGUGUCUUAGCCGUUCAAAAGGAACGUGAACGCAUAGAGAGGGAAGAGCGGGAGCGGAAGGAGAAGGCAGAAAAAGAGCGGUUGGCGAAGGAGAAAGCCGAACUUGUCAAAGCUAAUGCCCUCAGAGGAAUUGGGAGCAGUGGAGUGAGAGGAGUCAGAGGGACAAGAGCUUCUAUGAGAGCUGCUAGUGCUGUACGCGGCGGUGGCAGAGGACGCGGUACCCCUCCCUCGGGUUUACCUACUAGCUCUAGUAUGUCGAUGCGCGGUCGACCUGGUUCAUCCGCUUCUGUUCGGAGUGGAAGUAGCGCAAGCAGAGGUAUCCCGAGGAAAGUGACAUAAGGAACGGGUGUUCAUAAUGCUCCGUCCUUUAGGUCCGAUUUCCUCCUUUCAUCAUACUGCCCAGCCUCUGAUCUUCCUGCAGAAUUGUGCCUCUCGUGUGUAUCUCCGUGAGCUACGACAGAUGUCACGAUCGAUGCGGAUGCGCCAGAGACUACACGUCCUUUGACAUGAUGACUAGUUGCUUCGCGCCAUCGGAGGUCUGAGAGGGCGCUGCCGGGAUAUACCCAACGCGUUGCAGAAGAAGAGGAAUUGCUGCAUUCAUUAUCUCCCCACAGAGCCUGACUAGCUCAGGACUGGUGGGAUGCUGUCGCGAGGUGCAGGCACUCAUGUCCGACGAUUUACAGAUGCACCUGUACUCUCGGCGCCUGUAUAAAAUUCAAAUUUUCCAGGUGGGACAAUCCGCAUGCCUUGCUUCUCACUUUCACUGCUUCCAUCACCAUCAAGAUCCGGUGAACAACUGGAUCAAUUCAAUGUCCUCCGAUGCAAGAUGAACAAUGACAAGUUAAAUUACUCUACCAGCCUUCGUAGACAUGUCACCGCACGCCCUCACACUCUUUUUCCUUCUUUCUCUUCUCUCCUUCUGUUCAUCUCUUGUUACGUUCUUCGGACGUUGCAGACAAAGGACAUCUAGCACCUAACAUACCCGAUACAGCUAUGUCUACAACUCUGACCUGCAUUACCCGAAGUGUUCUCCUUCUGGCUGUGACCUCUGUAUUUGCCCAAACCGGUAAAUUCAACGUUUUUUUUGUUUACU